AUGCAUAUGCGCAAUCUCUCCGUUGCUUUGCUUUCAGGCUUCGUUGCUUCUGGCGCUUAUUACGCGUUUCGAGGAAAGACCGGACUGGCAGAGUCCGCUUCAGGUGACGCAUCGAUACACACGACCUCGCAGGCAGAAGCGACGAGGAAAGCCUUGUUUAUCGAGCACGGACAGUUAUAUUCCGGGCAACUGGUUGGAGACGGCCCUUUGUCUAAAGAUACGGACGACGCAGGGCGGAAGGUUUUAGAGAUGAUGACCCCCGAGCAAGCAACGCAGAGGCUGCGAAAGAACGAACAGUCCUGGCUUGUGGGCAGAGGCAAGGGCGUGGUGCGAUAUGACGUGGUUCAAAUACCGAGCAACGAUCCCAUCGAAGACGACCAUGCAGAGAAGAUUGUGGAGGUGCCAUCGAAGGACACUGACCCCAUGGGUGGCAGUGAUUGGAUGUUUUGGGGUGUAUUCGACGGUCACAGCGGUUGGACCACUUCAGCCAAGCUCCGUGAGACGCUCAUCUCGUACGUAGCCCGGGAGCUGAACGACACAUAUACAUCACCUCAAAAGUCCGGUCCCGCUCAGUAUCCAGCCCUACCGACCCCCGAGGCGAUCGAUGCGGCGAUUAAGAAAGGCUUUCUUCGUCUCGACAAUGAGAUCGUCCAUAAAUCAGUGAGUAAAGUGCUAGAGGCCAAGUCGAAACGCGCCGCUGCGGAACUCCUCGCUCCCGCCCUUUCGGGGUCUUGCGCGCUACUUUCGUUCUAUGAUAGCCAGAGCAAGCUUUUACGCGUUGCAUGCACUGGCGACUCACGCGCCAUCAUAGGGCGCCGUGGUUCGAAUGGGAAGUGGACUGCAACGCCUCUAUCGGUGGAUCAAACCGGCGGUACGCCCGAGGAGGCUGCGCGACUGCGGCGAGAGCAUCCAGGGGAACCCCACGUUGUAUCUGCAGGCCGAGUCUUAGGCGGACUGGAGCCGAGCCGAGCUUUCGGCGAUGCUUCCUACAAGUGGAGUCUGGAGACCCAAAAAAAGAUGAAGCAAAAUUACUUUGGUAGGGCGGGGAACAAGCUGCUCAAGACGCCACCAUACGUGACGGCCGAGCCAGUCGUCACCACCACGAAAGUCGAGCCUGGGAAAGGCGAUUUUGUGGUCAUGGCGACUGACGGGCUAUGGGAAAUGCUCACGAACGAGGAAGUGGUCGGACUCGUCGGGCAGUGGCUCGAGGCCCAAGCAGACGCGAAAAAUGGGAAGAGUCAAUCCUGGUUGCGUAGUUGGUUUGGAGCGCAAGGAACGCUUCCGGUGGAGGUGCCCAAAUCUGAUGGUGACGGAAGUGGCCAGCGUGCUCCAAUCAGACAGGAGCAGUGGGGUGUCACGGCAUCGUGGGGAGAACGCUUCAUUGUCCAGGAUAAAAACGCGGCGACGCACCUAGUCAGGAACGCGCUAGGAGGUAAAGAUCAAGACACGCUUUGCGCACUGCUCACCCUGCCGAGUCCGUUCUCGCGGAGAUACAGGGACGAUCUCACCGUGGAGGUAAUUUUCUUCGGGGAAGAUGACAAGCCAGGCAAUGUCACAUUGAACCAAGAGGCGACGAACGUGACCAAUCCGAAGGCGAAGUUAUAA
Eremomyces bilateralis CBS 781.70 is the source of this 1605-nucleotide messenger RNA. Its product is annotated as protein serine/threonine phosphatase 2C. The coding region runs from base 1 to 1605 and encodes 534 amino acids. NCBI's taxonomy places the organism in Eukaryota, Fungi, Ascomycota, Dothideomycetes, Eremomycetales, Eremomycetaceae. Gene Ontology annotation, biological process: protein dephosphorylation. The transcript has 3 exons. The record is from RefSeq and is a predicted model, not a curated record. Gene Ontology annotation, molecular function: protein serine/threonine phosphatase activity.